Molecule: messenger RNA, 1857 nt
Organism: Penicillium brevicompactum
Lineage: Eukaryota; Fungi; Ascomycota; Eurotiomycetes; Eurotiales; Aspergillaceae
Exons: 3
Coding region: 1-1857 (618 amino acids)
Biological process (GO): glycerophospholipid catabolic process
Cellular component (GO): cytosol; intracellular membrane-bounded organelle
Molecular function (GO): A2-type glycerophospholipase activity
Source: RefSeq, a predicted model, not a curated record
AUGAAGUCUACUCUGAUUGGCUCGAUCGCUUUGGCCUUGUUGCCUGGCGCGAUCGCCUCCCCCGGUGGUUUCAACCCGGACAACAUCGUCUUCGCGCAACGCGCACUCCCCGACGCGCCCGACGGAUAUGUGCCAACCUCGGUCAGCUGCCCAGCGACCCGACCGACAGUUCGCAGCGCAGCGAAGCUCUCCUCCAACGAGACAUCAUGGCUCAAGGGCCGUCGUGAGAAGGCUCUCACCGGCCUGAAGGACUUCUUUGGGCAUGUGACCGUCGGCGACUACGAUGUCGCAUCUUACCUGGACAACCACUCCUCCAAUAUCUCGAACAUCCCUAAUAUCGGUAUUGCUGUGUCGGGUGGUGGCUACCGUGCGUUGAUGAACGGCGCUGGUGCUAUCAAGGCCUACGAUAGUCGAACCAACAACGCGUCGACGAGUGGACACUUGGGUGGUUUGCUGCAGUCUGCUACCUAUGUCGCUGGUCUGAGUGGAGGCAGUUGGUUGCUGGGAUCCAUCUACAUCAACAACUUCACUACCAUCGACAAGUUACAAACGCAUGAAGAUGGUGCCGUCUGGCAGUUCGGAAACUCGAUCCUCGAAGGACCCAAAUCUGGCAGCAUCCAGAUCUUGGACUCGGCGAGCUACUACAAGGACCUCGCUGAGGCUGUCAACUCGAAGAAGGACGCUGGCUUUGACACCUCUCUCACCGAUAUCUGGGGUCGCGCACUCGCAUAUCAGAUGUUCAAUGCUUCCAAUGGUGCCAUAAGCUACACCUGGUCGUCUAUUGCUGAUACCUCUGAUUUCCAAGAUGGCAACUAUCCCAUGCCACUGGUUGUCGCGGAUGGACGUAACCCAGGUGAACUUGUCGUCGGUAGCAACUCGACCGUCUACGAAUUCAACCCUUGGGAGUUUGGUACCUUCGAUCCCACCAUCCAUGGUUUUGUUCCUCUCAAAUACCUGGGAUCUCGCUUUGAGGGCGGCUCUCUUCCCGACAACGAGAGCUGCAUCAGCGGCUUUGACAGUGCUGGAUUCAUUAUUGGAACCUCCUCCACCCUCUUCAACCAGUUCCUUCUCCAAAUCAACACCACUUCGCUUCCUAGUUUUGUGAAGAGUGUAUUCACCGACCUCCUCACUAAGCUUGACAAGUCUGAUGAUGAUAUUGCGGCAUACGACCCCAACCCCUUCUACCACUACAACAACGACUCGUCGCCAUAUGCUCGCCAAACUGAGCUGGAUGUCGUCGACGGUGGUGAGGAUGGACAAAAUGUGCCUCUGCACCCUCUUAUCCAGCCCGAGCGUCACGUCGAUGUUAUCUUCGCCGUGGACUCCUCGGCUGACACUGACUACUACUGGCCCAACGGCACAUCUUUGGUCGCAACCUACGAGCGUAGCUUGAACAGCACCGGUAUUGGAAACGGUACUGCUUUCCCUGCAGUUCCCGAUGUCAACACCUUCGUCAACCUUGGUCUGAACACCCGCCCAACCUUCUUUGGUUGCGACAGCUCCAACAUCAGUGGGCCCGCUCCCUCGUUGUUUACCACCGACGACACCGAGCGUGACAACAUCAUCCUCAACGGAUACGAGGUCGCCACUAUGGCCAACAGCACCCUCGAUGGUAACUGGACAUCCUGUGUUGGCUGCGCCAUCCUGAGCCGCUCCUUCGAGCGCACAAACACCACCCUUCCUGAGAUCUGCAAUACCUGCUUCGAUCGCUACUGCUGGAACGGCACUCUGAAUGCCACCACCCCCGCAAACUACAACCCCACGACCUACCUGGCCGAUAAUGCUGGUUCUGCCAUGCUGCCCACCGUUCUCUCUUCGGCUGUUGCUACGGGUGUGACUCUCUUCGCCUUGAUGUGA